This is a messenger RNA of Colletotrichum destructivum, 995 nucleotides long. RefSeq lists its product as uncharacterized. The record is from RefSeq and is a predicted model, not a curated record. Lineage: Eukaryota; Fungi; Ascomycota; Sordariomycetes; Glomerellales; Glomerellaceae. Bases 1 to 231 code for a protein of 76 amino acids. The transcript is spliced from 3 exons.
AUGCGCCCCCGCAGGUAUCCGGCCGAAACGAAAUAUCCCUGCCAGGUAUUAUCUACCCACCCCGACCCUCACACCCCUAUGACAGUACUUCUUGCAGCCUGCUGGUCUGAUAGUCAACUACCCCUCACAGAAUGUCCUUGUUCCAUAAAUCAUAAGGUUAUGUGCGGGGGUAGACACAACAGGGAUAGUUUACUUACCCAUAACACCCUGUACGCCAAGUUCAGAUCCUAAGGGAUAUAAAUAGAGAGCAUCCCGACGUCCCAAAGUCACCCAUAUAAUGUCCUGAAGAAUUGUUGUCAACAUAUUUUUCAUCACUGACAUACAUUGAACAAACGCAGUCAACGUACCUUUCACCCCUGACAUCAGAUAACAAUGCUCUUACUCUCAUGCACCCUUCUGUUGCUGUCGUCAGCAGUUCUUGCAGCUCCGCGGAUUCCCCCCGAGUGUUCUAGUGAUUGCGAUAGGCCUCCAGGCCCCCAAAUGGCUUUCAUGUUAAGGGGUGGUGUGAAUGGAGGCCCGAAUCAGGGAGUACCUAUAGUACCUAUGAAUGUACCGCUUCUGAUGCUCCCACCCCUUAUGAUGGGCAUGUUCCCCGCUAUGGGCGGUGGCGGUGGCGGUCGAGGGGGCGGCGGUGGUGGAGGACGCGGAGGAGGAGAUCCAAUCAUGGAAGCCAGGCGCCCUAACAAAAUACGGCCCACAAAGGCACAACACAGGCGAAUGAUUGGAAAGCGUGAGGCUGAGGAGGAUUUUGCGGGCAUCCAACGACCUCGAACUAUUGACAAGACUGAACACUAAUGUCCCAAGGUUGAUUACACCAUUCACUAGGAGGCCCUGGGGCUCAGAAGUCAUUAAGGCUGCACAGAGAAGCUGCUUGAGGAAGCGAAGAUAUGAUAAAUUGAAUGACCUGGAAGACAAGAGGAAGGAACCUUGUUAGGGUUAUCUACACUGCCUGUCGUUAUCAGUGAAAAUCUAUGGAUCUAUGGAUAUUCUUUCUC